GUAGCCUUGGUAGUUUUUCAGCCCUGGCACGGAUGCAAAACAAUAAAAGUUUGGGGACUCUUUUAAUAAAACGUUGCAAACAAACGAACGUGAAUGUCUACUUUUAUAAUAAAUAGAAUAUAGCAAACACGCAGGGCGUGUCGCACAAACUCAUACAUAGCACAAACGUACUCGUGCUGGACGUAAUUUUAACAAAAUGAUUAAAUGCUCAAUAUGGUCACUACUCAAAUUAACACUUGCAAUUGCGUUUUAUGCACCAGAUGCAAUUGAUUGUUACAAAAUAGUUCGUCUGCAGGAUAAUUUGUGCUCGGACAAACUCAUCUAUACGUUGUCCAAGGCCUUCCGCGGCGAUCCAACGUUACGGCUAACCGAUGAGCACGACUCCGCUGCAAUUAUAACGCAAACUUGGAAUAUAUCGCUGCCCAGUGGAGGGCAUUCUGUUAAUAAAAUCAAAUAUGAUUGCCAAUUCCGUGUUCAGACCAAUGAGCGUCCACCGCGUGGUAUUUUCACUAUUAUCACGAAGCUAAAGCUACGUAGCGAUCCGGUGACCAAGAAAUGCAUAGACUAUAUACAGUUAAGCAGUGGAAAUCGCUCGCCCAGCGAACGGAUUUGUAGUGACAUAUCAAUCAAUGGACCUGCAGGUCGUUUAAUGUUCGAUCAGCGAGAUCGCGAUGCUCAUAUUCAUAUUUUUAUUAAUCGCGAUCGGCAUAUAUUAGCGGAGCCACUUGAACUACACAUGGUUCUGACGGCGCAUUCCGAGUGCCAGUUUGCUGGCGAUAUUCUCUGCAAUCCAAAGGAUAAAUACUCAUGCAUAUCGCGUCAUUUUGUGCAAGACAAUAUAACGAAUUGUAUGUAUCCUUGCCGGGAUGAGGGUACCUGCUUUCACGAUGCUAUUCCGCUCGAGGAAAUGGACACAACAAAUGUGGCCCUAUCAGCAAUAACAUCGCUCAUCUUUACUAUGGUGGGCGUCGGUUUUUGUGUGUGGAUCUGUUGGAAGUAUUGGAACUGCAUUACAGUUCAGCAGCACGCCCACGAAGCAUCCGCCGCACGCUUCAAUCAGCGACGUGCCCGGUCCGAUGUGCCCACCAUUGAGUUGCCCUCUGCACCUUCCUACAAUAGUGUGUUGGGCCACGAUAUGUCGCCAGUAUCGCAGGGACGUCAUCAACAGCAGCCGGCCACGCCCAAAGAUCUGCCGCCUAGUUAUGAAUCACUGUUCCCCGAUAGAUAAGGGCUGUCCAAAAUGCAUUAAGCUGAUUGCUCCCGUUUUUGUGCCAGGCAGAUAAGAAUCAAAAGUUGUUGGCGCCAAACUACACACACGAACUCACAUUUAUUGCAGAACAAUUGUUGUAACAGUUCCAUUCCUAAAUAGGUAUUUGUACAAUUACAUUAAAAGUAAUUGUAAUUAAUUACACAUCAUAGGCAAUUAGCAGAGAUAAAUGCAAUGUAUAUAUGCACAUUUGUUCUAGUAAUAGGUCUGAUUUUAUGUUGUCUAUAUUCAAUUAGAAUUAGCCACGAAUAAGAUCUUGGGUAAAUGUGUUCAAGCAAGCUAAACUAAUCAAGUACAACCAACUACGGCAACUCAAUUUAUAAUUAUUAGAUUCCCCUGUUUUAGUUUUAUUU
Drosophila hydei is the source of this 1620-nucleotide messenger RNA. RefSeq lists its product as uncharacterized. The coding region runs from base 197 to 1228 and encodes 343 amino acids. The transcript has 2 exons. The record is from RefSeq and is a predicted model, not a curated record. NCBI's taxonomy places the organism in Eukaryota, Metazoa, Arthropoda, Insecta, Diptera, Drosophilidae.